Cooperia oncophora is the source of this 183-nucleotide messenger RNA. The record is from the annotation of a GenBank genome assembly. Lineage: Eukaryota; Metazoa; Nematoda; Chromadorea; Rhabditida; Trichostrongylidae.
AUGCCUGAUUCCGCUCAUACGAGCAGCGCAUGCAAGGCAGGUGAUGUGGUAUAUCUUAAUCCAAACAGCCAGACGCCGAUCUCCUGCAACGAUGAGAUUCAGAACAACUGCCCAAAGAAUUUCCAAUUACAAGCCAAAUCUCUAAAACCAGUGCGAGAUGAUUCUGUUAAUCCUGGAACUUGA